Phyllostomus hastatus (greater spear-nosed bat) is the source of this 1797-nucleotide messenger RNA. RefSeq names its product SEL1L2 adaptor subunit of ERAD E3 ligase (gene SEL1L2). The transcript is spliced from 18 exons. The coding region runs from base 67 to 1797 and encodes 576 amino acids. Gene Ontology annotation, molecular function: protein binding. Gene Ontology annotation, cellular component: endoplasmic reticulum membrane. Lineage: Eukaryota; Metazoa; Chordata; Mammalia; Chiroptera; Phyllostomidae. The record is from RefSeq and is a predicted model, not a curated record. Gene Ontology annotation, biological process: ERAD pathway.
AACAAAAAGCACUUAAAAAAGCAAGCAAAGAAAAAUUUCAGAGGUGAAGGUGAGCAGCUAUUUAAGAUGGGCAUCAAGAUUCUCCAGCAGUCUAAAAGCCAAAAACAAAAAGCAGAAGCCUACAUACUCUUUGCCAAAGCAGCUGACAUGGGAAACUUGAAAGCUAUGGAGAAAAUGGCUGAUGCUUUGCUAUUUGGAAAUUUUGGCAUGCAAAACAUAACAGCAGCUAUCCAAUUAUAUGAGUCUUUGGCUAAAGAAGGAUCACAUAAAGCCCAAAAUGCAUUAGGAUUUUUGUCUUCUUAUGGAAUAGGAAUGGAAUAUAAUCAAGCCAAGGCACUAAUAUAUUACACCUUUGGAAGUGCUGGAGGAAGCAUGAUGUCCCAGAUGAUAUUGGGGUACAGAUAUUUGUCAGGAAUCAAUGUUCUACAGAAUUGUGAAGUUGCCCUAUAUCAUUACAAGAAAGUGGCAGAAUAUAUUGCUGAAAAAUUAGAAAGAAGUGAAGGUAUCCCAGUGGAAAAAGUGAGACUAACUGAGAUACCUGAAAAUCUGCGUUCCAACAGUGGAAUUCUGGAUUGGGACAUAUAUCAAUACUAUAAAUUUUUGGCAGAAAGAGGAGAUGUUCAAAUACAAGUUUCUCUUGGACAAUUACAUCUGAUUGGGGGGAAAGGUCUAGAUCAAGAUUACUACAAAGCACUAUACUACUUUUUAAAGGCAGCAAAGGCUGGAAGUGCAAAUGCCAUGGCAUUUAUAGGAAAGAUGUAUUUAGAAGGUAAUGAUGCAGCACCACAAAAUAAUGCUACUGCUUUCAAAUACUUUUCCAUGGCAGCCAAUAAGGGCAAUGCAAUUGGUCUUCAUGGGCUUGGUCUCCUUUAUUUUUAUGGAAAAGGAGUUCCUGUGAAUUAUGCUGAAGCACUUAAAUACUUUCAGAAAGCUGCAGAGAAAGGAUGGCCCAAUGCACAGUUUCAAUUAGGCUUCAUGUACUACUCUGGCUCUGGAGUAUGGAAGGAUUAUAAACUUGCCUUCAGAUACUUUUACUCAGCAUCUCAGAGUGGGCAGCCCCUUGCCAUUUAUUACCUGGCUGAGAUGUACUCAACAGGAACAGGAGUGUUGAGAUCAUGCAGAACUGCUGUGGAGCUCUAUAAAGGUGUCUGUGAACUAGGACACUGGGCUGAGAAAUUCCUGACAGCAUACUUUGCCUAUAAGGAUGGUGAUAUAGAUUCUUCUCUUGCUCAAUAUGCACUACUUGCAGAAAUGGGCUAUGAAGUAGCUCAAAGCAAUUCAGCAUUCAUUUUGGAAUCUAAAAAGGCUAAAAUUAUUGAAAAAGAGAAGAUGUAUCCAAUGGCACUUCUCCUGUGGAAUCGAGCUGCUAUUCAAGGCAAUGCGUUUGCUAGAAUAAAAGUUGGAGAUUACCAUUACUAUGCCUACGGGACUAAGGAGGACUAUCAAACAGCAGCCACACAUUACAGCAUUGCAGCUCACAAAUACCACAACGCACAAGCCAUGUUCAAUCUGGCUUACAUGUAUGAACACGGAUUAGGUGUCGCAAAGGACAUUCACUUGGCCAGGAGAUUAUAUGACAUGGCUGCUGAAACAAGUCCUGACGCUCACAUACCUGUAUUCCUUGCCCUCAUGAAACUGGAAACUGUGCAUUUGCUCCAAGAUAUCUGGUUUUUUAAUUUUACAAUGAGAUGGAAAUGGAUACAAUUGGACAAUAACCUUGGAUCAUACUGGGAUUUAUUCGUGAUUGGCCUAAUUGUUGCUGCACUGAUGUUCUUGCUUAGAAAUCGGUACAGAUAG